This is a messenger RNA of Miniopterus natalensis, 1083 nucleotides long. The record is from RefSeq and is a predicted model, not a curated record. NCBI's taxonomy places the organism in Eukaryota, Metazoa, Chordata, Mammalia, Chiroptera, Miniopteridae.
UACAGAAUUUCAAAGACUCAGAACUUCAGCUGCCCUAAUAGUGCUACUUGGAACUUUCAAGUUGCUCCUACUCUCAGUUCUUUCCUGGGGGGGAAUACUCACAGCUCUAAUCUCUUCUCCUUUGUUCUUACAGCUGUAUUAUCAAGUCCUAAAUUUUGGAAUGAUUGUCUCCUCAGCACUAAUGAUCUGGAAGGGGUUAAUGGUCAUAACUGGAAGUGAAAGUCCAAUUGUAGUGGUGCUCAGUGGCAGCAUGGAGCCUGCAUUUCAUAGAGGAGAUCUUCUCUUCCUAACUAAUCGAGUUGAAGAUCCCAUACGAGUGGGAGAAAUUGUUGUUUUUAGAAUAGAAGGAAGAGAGAUUCCUAUAGUUCAUCGAGUCUUGAAGAUUCAUGAAAAGCAAAAUGGACAUAUCAAGUUUUUGACCAAAGGAGACAAUAAUGCAGUUGAUGACCGAGGCCUCUAUAAACAAGGACAGCACUGGCUAGAGAAAAAAGAUGUCGUGGGGCGAGCAAGGGGAUUUGUUCCUUAUAUUGGGAUUGUGACGAUCCUCAUGAAUGACUAUCCUAAAUUUAAGUAUGCAGUGCUCUUCCUGCUGGGUUUAUUUGUGCUGGUCCAUCGUGAGUAAGAAGCUGCCUUGCUGGUCCUGGGAGGUGCCCAUACUCUGUGUUACUGAUGUUUGUGGUAGAUGUUGGUCUGUGAUUGGUGGAGUGGAGCGCACACGCCGGCCCUUCUUGGUAGCACUGGUUUGCAUUAGUUUAUGUUUCCACCCAGAGUCUGUGUGGGCGGGUGUGCGCGCACCACUGCGCGCUCCUCGGGGACUCAGUCACAGGAUUUCAUAUGUUGUCGUCACACUUUCGCAUUUUUGUACAUCAGUGAAUUUUUUAUAUUAAAAGGUUGAGCCAAAGCCCCCAGUGUUUGUAUUUUGAAGCCAAGCUUCACUUCUAAAGUGCCUGCAGAGUCUGUCAGGAGCACGCAGCUCUGCCCGAGUCUGAAGCCGCCUGUUCCUCCCUGUGAUGGGAAUGGCGUAUGCUGAGGUGGUUGGAAGUUUUAACGUUUCAAAAUGUUAAAUAAAAGACUUUGCAUAUU